Molecule: messenger RNA, 1216 nt
Organism: Aedes aegypti (yellow fever mosquito)
Lineage: Eukaryota; Metazoa; Arthropoda; Insecta; Diptera; Culicidae
Exons: 3
Coding region: 104-937 (277 amino acids)
Molecular function (GO): sequence-specific DNA binding
Source: RefSeq, a predicted model, not a curated record
AUCUCUUGUUUGAUGUUUAUGUUUUUAUUUAUGUUCCAGAGGUCUGAAUUCAAAUUAUCGUCGAGAGGUUUUGAAUUAAAUUGCAAUUAAAACGUUAUUAACCAUGAGAAAUUGUGUAGUACCUAAAUGUGAUUACAAAAACAAGCACAAUCCAAAACGGGCAAUGUUCAAUGUGCCGAUCAAGGAUCCGGAUUUGCUGAAGCAGUGGCAAGCUGUCCUGCCGGUUCGAAGGCCACUGAAAGAGUUCGACCGGGUGUGCGAUCAGCACUUCCGGGAGGAAGACAUCCUUCGCUACUGGGAGCACACCAUCAACGGAACGGUGGAACGAAUGGAGCGCCACAAACCGGCCCUGAAGCCAAACAGUGUUCCGGUGUUCGGCCAAACGGAGGAAGAGGAUGAGGAGGAGCAGAGAAGAGUCGAAACGGUAGAAACUCCCCGGAAGCGAAAGGAGAGGAAUUAUCGAAGCCCAGAGAAGGUGAAGAAAAUGAAAUUGACUGAAGACCAACAAGCAGUUGAAAAUUUAACUAUUGCUGAACCGACACAGGCUUUCGAUAGCAGUACAGUACAUUUAUCGAUAGAAAACCUCGAAGAAUCAGUUCCUGUUCAAGUAGAACAGUUGUCCCACCCAGAUUUCGACACCCUAUACGAUGAGGUGUACGAAGUGGAACUGCCCUCAACCCUCUGGGGCAUUCAUCGAGACGUGCAGAGGACAUUCAUUGCGUUCACCGAAUUCAGCAAGCAGACGAUGAAUGUCCGAAAGUAUCUGUUCAUUGAUCGCUACCUGCAGUACCGGAUGGCCGUUGGGCAAAGGGUCAUGAAACGAGGUACGCUUUCCUCCGGGCUGAUCGAAUCCGUAACCGAAUUGCUGUCCAAACUGGACGAGAUUAAAAUAAGGAAAGUAAUCAUCAAGGGGAGCAGUUCGAUACUUGGGCAAUGAUCUCGGAGUGAUAGCAGUAAGUUACAAAUUUCAUUUAUAAGUCGUAUAGUCUAAGGUAUCGUUUAAUUUAUCAUCAGUCCUAUAUUUCCAUGUUAUUUCGAAAUGAUAGAUUUAGACUUCUGCAGCUUCUCAAGCUCCAGCUGUUUCAUGUAAGCGAGGAAAAUUGUCCACAAAAGACUGCACAUGCUAACAAACGGGACUCGAUUUUUCUCAGGCACCACCGAAAAAUUGAACGUUUGCAACAAAGGCCAGAUGCAAAUGGCCACCUGUAAGAUAAAA